GCUCGUGCGGGAAUCGUCAUUCUUUGUCCGUCGGUUGCGUCGUGAGUGUGGUGAAAAUUUCGUACAGCACGGCUGGUGUUCUGGCACGCACCCGUUCGAGGUUCUCUGGAAUUGCGAUCAAUUUCAAAGUGUUUUUGGUUGAUUUUCAAAUCUAGCUCACAAAUUUCAUUUUAAAAGUGGCACUGUAAGGAUACGUUUUAUUCCUUUUUAAACCCUUCCUGUGUUGUGUGUAAUAGCCGUUUCGGUGUGUGCGUGUGUGUAGAAAAGUUACAAAAGUGUCGGCCCAAGGUAGUGCUGGUGCCGCGUGCCGUAAGCGGCGUACGCGGUCCAUAAACCGGGAAGGUACGGCAAAAAUGACUAAAGAAUCGGAAGACCUGGAGCGGGAAAAGGAAACCCUCCGGGAGCGUGCCAUGAUGCGGGUGUACUACGCCGCCAAGGAGGGCUUCUGUACGCAACUGUUGGCCUUGCUCAGUGAGAUAAAGGAUGAGGAAGAACGACGCGCCAUCGUGAAUCAGGAAUUCUACGAAGACGAUCACCAGGUGUAUACGCCACUGAUUGUGGCGACGCUGAACGGCCACCUGGAGGUGGUGCACAUCCUGCUCGAGCUGGCCGAACCGGACCUCGAGAAGGAGGGCUGCGUGAAGGUGCACGGCGAGCUGACCGAUGGUGCCACCGCCCUGUGGGUAGCGGCCGGCGUUGGCCGCCGUAACAUCGUCAAGAUGCUGCUCCAGCACGGUGCGCAGGUCGAUCACUGUACGAAGAAGGGCUCGACACCGCUGCGGGCCGCUUGCUUCGAGGGACGGUUGGAUGUGAUCCAGUAUUUGAUCGAGCACGGGGCGAACGUUUGUACGGCGAACAUGUACAACAAUACGUGUGUGAUGAUUGCGGCGUACAAGAACUACACCGAUGUGCUGCAGUAUCUGCUCGAGAAGGGAGCGAAGGUGAACGAGCAGGCUCAGUGCGGUGCAUCGGCCCUUUACUAUGCGGCCGAAUGUGGCCACGUGGAGGUGUGCGAGAUACUGCUGGACAAUGGGGCGGUACUGUCGAGGAACACGUUCGGGUUGACGCCGGCACUGGCAGCUGCCGAGCGAACGCGCGAGUCGGUGGUACAGGUGUUUCUGCAGCGUCCCGGGCUGCUCACCAAGUUGGAGCGUAUCGAGGUGAUGGAGCUGCUCGGUGCGUCGUACGCGAACGAUAAGGAUAACUACAGCUUGGUGAAAGCCUUCCACUAUCUGCUUUCGGCAAUGGAGCUUAGAUACGAAGAUCCGGACAACAUCAUCCGCAAGCCAUUCUUUGAGCCCGUUCCCGCCUACGAGCACUGGGUCGAGUGUCAGACGCUGCAGGAUCUGCUCGCCAUCCGCUACAAUCACAACUCGCUGCACAUGGAAUCGCUUACGAUCCGUGAGCGCAUUCUCGGCCAAAAUCCGGAGGUAGCACACGCCAUCGUCUUCCGCGGUGCAAUCUGUGCCGACAAUGGACGGUUCGAUCGGUGUGAAAGCCUCUGGCUGCAUGCGCUUCGUCUGCGCCAACAGAACGGGCUGCAGGUGCAGCGCGAUCUGCUCCGCUUCGUGCAACUGUUCUCGCAAGAGUAUUCGAUCAACGAAACGAUACGAUUCGACAGUGUGAUCGCGGUGCUCGGUGCGUGUGUCGAUGAGCUGCGGUACAAUCAGCAAAAGAUGGCCAACCCUGGUCCGCGGGAAGAUCUGGAAGCGGUGGCAGAUAAUUAUGAGAUGAAUAUCGUGACGGUGCUGUACCUGAUUACGAUCAUUACGAAGCUGCUGCGCAAGGAGCAGUUCGUGCGGACGGAGGAGCAGACGCUGCAGAUGUACCAGAUGGUGUACCAGCUGAACUUGAUGAUGGUGCGCUUGAGGGAUGACCAAACGUUGCUGCAUCUAGCGGUGAACGGUGUUACGCCGGUGGAUGACUUUCACACUGAUGACGUUUGCAGAUUCCCCUGUGCGGACACUGUUAGGCUGCUGCUGAAAUGUGGUGCUUCUGUCGAUGUGGUCGACAAUGAUCGAAAUACGCCUUUACACACGCUAACUUCAACUCUACAAUCGGCUGUGCUGCGUAUGCCGGACGCGAAUGUAAAAACGGUAGUGAAAGAAAUCACGGAAAUGUUAAUAGAAGCUGGCAUUCAUCUCGAUGCGGUUAACGCGGACGGGUUGAAAGCAUCGCAAGUGUGUGUGCAAAGCUGUGUUGCCGCGUUCAUCAAAAGCUACGAAACACGUGCCAUCAAUCUGCGCUGCCUUGCGGCACGAGUGAUUGCGCAGCAUCGGAUCCCGUACCGGAAGCUAAUACCACGCCAGCUGGAAGCCUUUGUACAGCUGCACUGUACACCGAAAAGCUAGAAGCUAGAGAUGUUUCAAUUACAAUGCAACUUUGGUUGGUCUGAUGAUCGGCCCCCAGAGGCGCAUGACAAGCCAGCCAGCGGAGCGUGAUAUAAUCAAAAUGUAAUCCACCCCAGCCCCCGUUCUACGCAAUGGUUUUGGGGCUCCGUCUAACGUACAUCUGUUUGAAUGGAUAUGUAUUAAAUUUUCAGAAGAUUUAAUAAAAACUAAUGCCCAAUAAUGUAUACAAAA
This is a messenger RNA of Anopheles gambiae (African malaria mosquito), 2582 nucleotides long. It is a transcript of the gene Fem-1, whose product is annotated as protein fem-1 homolog B. NCBI's taxonomy places the organism in Eukaryota, Metazoa, Arthropoda, Insecta, Diptera, Culicidae. The record is from RefSeq and is a predicted model, not a curated record. The transcript has 6 exons. The coding region runs from base 354 to 2351 and encodes 665 amino acids. Gene Ontology annotation, molecular function: protein binding.